ACUUUCCCUUUCUUCAGAUCUCUCUCCUCUCUCUUUCUUCCUUAUCUUCUUUUCUUAAAAUAUUUCUCUUUCUUCCUUCUCUUUCCUCAAUCUCUCUCAGAAUUCUCUCUCCUCUCUCAUCAGCAAGGCAAAAAAUUCCCUAAAAGAGCCCCGUUCGUUUAACCCAAUCCUCAUAUCUUUGAAAUGGAUGAUGAUGGGUUUCGCAACUGGGGUUACUACGAACCAGCAGCUGCUACAUUCAAAGGUAAUCUCGGGUUGCAGCUAAUGCCAAGCAUUGAUCGGAACACUAAACCGUUUUUAACCGGUCGUGACCCGAAUCUAAUGAUUGGCCAAAACGGACCGUACCACCACCAACCUGAGCCUCCUAUCAACAUGAGCUACAAUUGGAUUAACCAACACAAAGACAAGUUCUUCAACAUGUUGCCUGUAACAACCAGUAAUAAUUACGGAAACAUCCUUCCCGAAACUUCAUCAGCCCAGUCGAUGCGUCAUCAUCAAACCAUUGAGGAAUACCCGGUUAAACACGAACAAGUAGAAGAGAUUGUUCAGACCAAUAAGAAGAGAAAGCCUAAUACAAAACCUGGCGCCUCAGCAAAGGCUAAGAAGCCUCGGAAACCGAAGGAGGAGAGUGACAAGAGCAUUAAAGUGAAACAGGCUAAGAAAAGUGUAGACUUCGUUAUUAACGGAGUGAACAUGGACAUUUCGGAUCUACCUGUACCGGUAUGCACUUGCACUGGAGCUCCUCAGCAGUGUUACCGUUGGGGCUGUGGAGGCUGGCAAUCUGCGUGUUGCACCACAAACAUAUCGAUGCAUCCGUUACCGAUGAGUACUAAACGUCGUGGAGCGAGGAUCUCGGGUAGGAAGAUGAGUCAAGGCGCGUUUAAGAAGGUGCUUGAGAAACUUGCGUCCGAUGGGUUUAACUUUGGGAAUCCGAUUGAUCUUAAGAGCCAUUGGGCUAGACAUGGGACUAACAAGUUCGUCACGAUCAGAUGAUUUAGUUUCUUUCUUCCGGGACUGGGGUCUCUCAAUGAUCGUGUAUCCGAAGUCUGUGACCUUUUGAGUUCUGUCUGCAAUCUGAGUUCAGGUAAACCACCACUUGCUGGAGUCUGUUUGUUUGUUUGUCUGAGGGAAGAAGGUGACUGAGAAAAUGAAGUUUGGUUUUUCCCUCCUUUUGUUAUCUUUGUAAACAUUUUACUGACUUGUAAGUUUUAACAGAUAAUUCUUUUGAUUAAAUUUUUAUUUCUAAGA
Brassica oleracea var. oleracea is the source of this 1248-nucleotide messenger RNA. Its product is annotated as protein BASIC PENTACYSTEINE2-like. The transcript is spliced from 2 exons. Gene Ontology annotation, cellular component: nucleus. Bases 184 to 993 code for a protein of 269 amino acids. Gene Ontology annotation, molecular function: sequence-specific DNA binding; DNA-binding transcription factor activity. The record is from RefSeq and is a predicted model, not a curated record. NCBI's taxonomy places the organism in Eukaryota, Viridiplantae, Streptophyta, Magnoliopsida, Brassicales, Brassicaceae. Gene Ontology annotation, biological process: response to ethylene.